Molecule: messenger RNA, 1638 nt
Organism: Melampsora larici-populina 98AG31
Lineage: Eukaryota; Fungi; Basidiomycota; Pucciniomycetes; Pucciniales; Melampsoraceae
Product: carboxylesterase
Exons: 11
Coding region: 1-1638 (545 amino acids)
Source: RefSeq, a predicted model, not a curated record
AUGGCUUCAGAAGAUGAAUUUUUGGUUCAUACCAGCUCUGGUCCAGUGGUAGGGUUUCAAGAUACUCAUCCGCUCAGUGAUCGAUCGACAGCUUCAUGUGUAGCAAAUGGUCAAUUCGGAGAUCAAUCCCCGAUCAACAAGUGGCUUGGAAUACCUUAUGCUCAAGCAGCGAGAUGGACACGUCCCACGCCUCCUACUUCCUGGCAAGAACCCCUACUGUGCCAUGAGUUCGGCCCAUACUUUCCACAAACGUCAGAUCCAUUUCUCACAGUCUACUUGGGAAAGCCGGGCUAUCAUCCCCGAACUUGGCGAGAGCAAUCAGAAGAGAAGGGUCAUAAUCUGAACGUGUUCUUACCUGAUGGUGUCCAGCCAGGUGAUAACGUUCCCGUGCUGGUCUGGAUUUAUGGGGGUGCCCUUUUGUAUGGAAACUCCAGCGAGUCAAUCUACGACCCUACAGAAUGGAUUCGUCGAGAAGCUGCUGAAGGACGAAAGUUCAUCGUAGUAACGGGUAAUUAUCGAGUGAACAUUUUCGGCUUCCUGUCUUCUUCAGAAAUGACGGCCCAGGACGAAGACGGAUUAUCGGGAAACUAUGGCGAGUUUGCUUAUAUGUGGGUGCAAGACAAUAUUGCGAAAUUUGGCGGCAAUCCAGAUAAUGUGACUGUCUUUGGGGAAUCGGCAGGCGGUGUGAUAAUCUCAAAUCUUCUUCUUUGUCAGAAGAAAUUAUUCAAGAACGCUAUCUUGGAAUCCGGCUUCCCUGGUACAAUGCUCUAUCAAGAUUCCAAAGCGGCUGAUGAACUCUACGAUGAUAUAUGCACCAAAGCUUUGAAGACCGGUUCCCGGGAGGAACGUCUCACAGCUCUCCGAUCGGUUCCAGUUGAUGAACUUUUAAAAUCCGCUCCUCAAAACGUUGGUAGCGCGGGAUUUUCAGUUGAGAAGUCUAAGAAAGCCAUUUGGACUUCUUCUUCAGUCCAUCAGGUUUUGAAAGAGGGCAAAUGGAACCCAUAUGUGAAAUCUGUGAUGCUAGGAGUCACAGAGGACGAAGGAAGUAUAUUUGUAUUGUUCACGCAAGCCCAUCUUCCCGAUGGAUACGAUACCCUGUGUCAUCAAAUGCUUCCAGGAGUAUCUCGAGAGGAUCUCGACAAAGUCUACCCACCUUUGUUCCCUAAUGGUACUUCAGGCAAAACACCAGACUACACAUCGGUUGUGGGAUGUCAAGCUUUAUCCGAUCGACUUUUCAACGCACCUUUGGAGUGUUGUGCUAACAUCUGGAGUUCUACUCUGAAUUCCCAAAGCCAUGAACACCUUUCGAUAUACAUGUAUAAAUUGAAUGCCACAGUACACAAGAUUGAAGACGGGCGAGGCUUAGGCGCAUUUCAUUCGGUCGACAUUCCUUUUGUUUUUAACAUCAAAGACGCGUGGUCGGAAGACUCUUCUAACGCCAAGACGUCAGCACUGAUUGGAAAGUACUGGUUUAACUUUGCUAAAUCGGGCUGUCCUGAACCUACUUGGCCACAAUAUGACUCCGCCGCCCCAUUUCGAAUGGUUUUUGAGGAUGAUGGCGGAACUACUGUUGAGGAUCUGGCGGGAAAGUCUGAGCUCGAAAAGGGUCGUCAAGAGUUCUGGAGCCAACUCCUUUGA